Messenger RNA from Seriola dumerili (greater amberjack), 8440 nucleotides. It is a transcript of the gene tet2, whose product is annotated as tet methylcytosine dioxygenase 2. Gene Ontology annotation, biological process: myeloid cell differentiation; oxidative demethylation; positive regulation of transcription by RNA polymerase II. Gene Ontology annotation, cellular component: nucleus. The coding region runs from base 91 to 5553 and encodes 1820 amino acids. NCBI's taxonomy places the organism in Eukaryota, Metazoa, Chordata, Actinopteri, Carangiformes, Carangidae. Gene Ontology annotation, molecular function: DNA 5-methylcytosine dioxygenase activity. The transcript has 10 exons. The record is from RefSeq and is a predicted model, not a curated record.
GACGGUUUGUUGGAAUUUCUACAAAGUGGAGGGACGUAAAAAGGAGGACGGACAGAGGGCAGCCCUGUGGAUGGACUCUGAGCAGGCCAGAUGGAAACAGAACAGGCCAGACAUGAGACGGAAGAAAGUCUGAUAUUAGCACAAUUUGGCACAUCUCGCAACAUCUCUCACAAAUUACAGAAUGGAGGCCAGUCUUCAGAGGGAAAUUCUGUGCAGAUCACUGGGGAUACGAACUGGAACCAUUACAAGCCCAGCACAGGUGCCAACUCCAUGAAAAGGCACAGGGAGAACUGCAACAGCCCCGCUUCAGGACAAGUGCUAUUCGAUCAAGGAGCUUACAUGAUGAAUGGGGAACUGAUGAAUGGAGAGUUGAAGCAUGCACUCACUGAGCAGCCCUUACUGGUCCACCAACCCAAAAAACUUAAAGUGGAUUCUGAGAUUAAAGGAAAUGUCGACAUGAAUUCCAGUUUGGUGGACAACUUUCCUGAGUUGACAAAACCAACUGAUUUUGAAUGCAAUGCCCCUCAGACAGAUAUUAAGUUAGACAAGAGGAACUGUAAUUUUCAAAAUGGCGAUCUUUUCUGUCUACCAAGGGGUAAACAAGUUUCGAUUCCAAACGGUGCUAUAUCACCCCCUUCAACCAUAGAAAGCACUCCGGGUGAUCUUUUAGAAAAAACCUUGUCUCAGUAUUAUCCUGAGCAAGUGUCGAUUGCACCACAAACAUCUGGGUCACAACUUGAUGCUGUUAAUGGCUCACUGGCAAACAAGCUGCCCAGUGAAGGUGCUCAACCCCCGUCUUUAACCUCAGGAUUGUCCAAUUCAGCUCAGAUGCCUGACUCACAGCAACAGCAGUCUGGGGCAUCUGGCGAUGCUGAAGGAGGCAAAACUUACAACUCUGUCAACUACAUAGUGAAUGGAUACUCCAACAAUUUUGGAGCAGACCACCAGCAGCAACCACAACAACAGCAUCAGCAUCAGCAGCGGCCACCCUCUUACUCUGGUCAGGAGCUGUCUCUAAGUCAGAUGCCUGGUAUGAUCUCACCAACAAAUACUGCCAAUAGCUCAAAACAACAUCAAAAUGGCCCACAGUGUUAUCCAAAUGACACAAACCCUCAAGGUAUAUAUGUGAAAGCCAACCAGGAGUUUAACCAGAACUCUUUUCUAGAGCGCAGUGCUCCUCUACAGGUAGCAGAGGCAGGUGGAUACGGACCCUUUCCCAACUCUGGGAUACAGAAGAUGGGGCAAAGUGAGGGACCCGGGUCUGGUCAGCGUCAGCACCAUGGCACUGAUGGGGGCCAUCAGUAUGGAAUUCAACCCCAGAACUUGCAACAACAUGCUGGGAAGCCACGUGGAGCUGACAGUAUGGGAUCCAUGGGGCCCAGUCUCCAGCAGCCACAUCAUGCUGGGUUAGAAAAUGGGAUGGACAACGUGUCUCAGCAGAGAGCCAACUUAUCAUGUUCGACUCCCCACCAGAGAGGCUGGAUAGAGCUGAACUCUUCACAUUCCCAGCAGCAACCAGCAAGUGGCCCAUCGUCUCAGGCACAAGAGCAGGACAUGUGGAGGGGCUUCUCUGCUAAACCUCAGUCAGAGCAGCAGGCAGCUAACCAUCAGGUUCACAGACAGAUGUUGGAGCCAAACCCGGCACAAAGAUUCCAGACACAAGGAGUUUUCACAGAUAGCAGCCAGGGGUCUAACAGCUUCCAGCAGCAACAACAGGAUUGUCUCCCAGCCCAAACACACUGUGCUCCAGCCCAGCACAACACUGCCCCUGAGUGGCAGCAAUCAAAUUCUAAAGCACCUCAAAUGCAGCAGCCUCUGCCACAGAAAUUGCCUGAGCAGCGCAACUUCCCCCAGAAUCAGCAGGCAGAUGGCCAUUACCACACCCAGAUGCAGUCAGAGCACUUAUGUGAAGACCCUGACCUGCAGGAUAUACUGUCACCUGGGUUUUUACCGACACAGCAACAACAGCACUGUCAUCUUCAGCGUCCACUGUCCCACCCACCACAAUUUGAAGGGCAGCAACUCACGUCUCCCAAUUACAGACCUCACAGUCAGCCUCCGCCAGGUCAGCAACAGCUUCAACCCAACCAGCCUCUUAAAAACAUUUCUGCUCAAUCCAACAACCAAAACAUCCAGCACAGCAACCAUACAACAUUCAAUUACAAUAACUCAACAGAAACGCAACAAUUACAACAUCAAAGGCAGUAUCCACCAAACUCAGGCAGCAGCAACCUCAAGCAAUUUCAACCACAGCGGCCUAACAACCACUGCCACCAGCCCAACCACACGGACUUCUCCCAGACCUCUACACAGUCACAACCUCACUUACCACAAGGUGCGUUAAACCAACAGGUUUCGACACAGAUGUAUCCUAAAGCUGAACAGCAGCUGAGGACGCCAUGCACUCAGUUCCAAAGGGGACCUCGACUACCUCUGGGACCUGUAAGUCCCCAUGGAGACUUUCAGAAGCAUGCAGCCCUGCGUAUGCACCUGUUACAAAGGCAAGAGCGCCAGGGCCCUCCUCACCCCCCUCAGAGUACUAAUGACCCCAAACACGGCCUGAGAGCUGUGAAAAUGGAAAACGGACCUAGAUUUGAGUUGUCUGGUUCACAACAGCAGGAGCAGCAGUUACAGAUGCGAGUGGAGACAGGCAUGGGUGGAAUGCAAGUCAAGCAGGAGAAUCAACAAUCCCUGUGCGCGCAAAGCACGAAGCAGGGAAGCAUCCUCGCCUCUAUGGAAGAAAGCCUGAACCAGUACCAGCUUUCACCUGUGUUUGAGAAGAAAUCCCUCGUCAUCAAUGCGGCAAAUAAAGUCAAGGUGGAGUCUUCUGGGCCUGUUACGAUCCUGUCAGCCAACACUGACCUGAGUGGAGUGGAAUCAUCUGCAGCUGCAUCAGCCACCACUGUAGCUCUAAAAAAACCACCUGAUUCCACCCCUAAGAAGGAACACCUCCUACAAAGAUUUAUGGACUCUCCUAUGAAGCUACUGGAUACCCCUAUUAAGAAUCUACUGGAUACCCCAAUGAAAACCCAAUAUGACAUUGCAUCCUGUCACUGUGUUGAACAAAUCAGUGAGAAGGAUGAAGGCCCAUACUACACUCACCUGGGGUCAGCACCUAGUGUUGCUGGUAUACGGGAGAUGAUGGAGAAAAGAUCUGGCCUAACUGGUCACGCCAUCAGGAUUGAGAAAGUCAUAUACACCGGCAAGGAAGGAAAAAGUACACAGGGGUGUCCCAUAGCUAAAUGGGUGAUUCGUCGAUCCAGCGUAGAAGAAAAGCUACUGGUGCUGGUGCGGGAACGCAGUGGUCACACAUGUGUAACGGCCUGCAUCAUUGUGGUAAUCCUGGUCUGGGAGGGCAUCCUGCCCAACCUGGCUGACCGCCUCUACCUCGAGCUAAGUGAAACUCUAACAAAGCAUGGAGCCCUCACUCAGAGACGCUGUGCUCUCAAUGAAGAGAGGACCUGUGCAUGCCAGGGGUUAGAUCCUGAUGCCUCUGGAGCAUCUUUCUCCUUUGGCUGUUCUUGGAGCAUGUACUACAAUGGCUGCAAGUUUGCCAGGAGCAAAAUCCCAAGAAAAUUCAAGCUACUAGGAGAUGAUGUGAAAGAGGAAGAGAGACUGGAGCACAACUUUCAAAGUUUGGCAACCUUAUUGGCUCCCUUGUAUAAAACUUUGGCGCCUGAGGCUUAUGGAAACCAGGUGGAACAUGAACACAGGGCACCAGAUUGCCGUCUGGGGCACAAGGAGGGCCGUCCUUUCUCUGGGGUCACUGCUUGCAUGGACUUCUGUGCCCAUGCUCACAGGGACCUUCACAACAUGCAGGGCGGCAGCACUGUGGUGUGUACAUUAACAAGGGAGGAUAAUCGAGAGAUUGGAAAGAUACCAGAGGAUGAGCAGCUCCAUGUCCUGCCUCUUUACAAGACUUCCAACACUGAUGAAUUUGGCAGUGAGGAGGGUCAGCAAGAGAAAAUCAAGUCAGGCGCCAUCCAAGUCCUCAGUGCCUUUCGCCGCCAGGUGCGCAUGCUUGCAGAGCCCGCCAAGUCUUGCCGGCAAAAGAAGCUGGAUGCUAAGAAGGCAGCAGCCAAUAAGAAUGCCAUGCUGGACAGCUCUAAUGAUAAGGCUCUACUUGCCAAGUCAAAAACUGGCACUUACGAGAACACCACUCACAGCACUCUUAUGGCAGGACCUAUUCCAGGUGCUCUGGGAGCAACCCUACAGCCAGGUCAGCCAACACACCCCCUCGGGGCCCAUCCUCAGCAACUACAGCAACAACAGCACCAGAGCAUUCUUCCCCCUUAUCCUGGCUCAACAAAUGCAGCCGGCUACCCCAGAUUCCCUAACCACCCUGGGUCUUUUCCAAGCACUUCCAAGCCAGGCAGCAUGUAUCCUCCUCAGCCACAAACACCAACCAGCCAUUAUCCCUCCCCACUCCAUGUACCAAACACUUACAUUAAUGGAUCAAAUCGUCCAUACCCAGGUUAUCAAUGUAAUGGAGGAAUGCCCCUUGACAAUUACCAUCCAUACUAUGCUUCGAACCCAAAGCACCUUGACAUGUAUCGUCAACAGCGGCCAGCGCUUUACUCAGAGCAGCAGUAUGGUGUACAUCAGCGUUAUGAGGUCAAUUAUCCGCCAAGGUAUAGUGAGCCAGGUUUACAGGUCAAUGGUUACAAUGCCUGCAGCAUGAGGCCAGUUCACCCCAUGAGACCAUACGCCCCUUAUGGUCCUAAUGGAGCCUCAGAACCCCAGUUCAUGGACCCCCUCUCAAGAGCAUCCUCAGCCCAUGGAGGUCUGGACUAUACAGCUGCUGUGAGCAAAGGCAAUCAGUUUGGAGGAUACCCAAAUCCAUACCUCUCUCGGAGCCCUCAAAUCCUACCCCCAGGCAAAGAUCCUUUCCAUAUGCAAAUCAAGACAGAAAUGGGCAUGCCUGGCCCACAGAUGCUUUCUUCUCAGUUAAGUGGUGGGUGUUUAAACCCUGAGACACAGUCAGGGUUAGGUCUGCCUAAUGGAGGCCUCAUGGUCUCUGGUAUAAAGCAAGAGCCUGGAACACCACAGACACCCACAACACCACAAAAACCCGAGAUGUGGUCAGACAAUGAGCACAACUUCUUGGACCCUGAUAUUGGUGGUGUGGCAGUGGCACCUAGCCACGGUUCAGUCCUCAUUGAGUGUGCGAAACGGGAGCUUCAUGCCACAACGCCCCUUAAAAAUCCAGACCGCAACCACCCAACGCGUAUCUCCUUGGUCUUUUACCAGCACAAAAAUAUGAAUGAGGCCAAGCAUGGCUUGGCGCUAUGGGAAGCCAAGAUGGCAGAGAAGGCACGAGAGAAGGAGGAAGACGCAGAGAGGAAUGGUGGUGAAGGGACACCUAGCAAAGGCAGCAAGAAGGGGGUGAAGCGGGAGCAUCCAGAGUCAUCAGAAACCAUCGGAGAGCCUCCUUUCAAGCGUUUUAUCCAGGCACUAAUGGAGGGGUCCUUGUCCUGCACAACGAACACCUAUGUCAGUACAUCUCCAUACGCCUUCACCAAGGUCACAGGGCCUUACAGUCAGUUUGUGUAGAAAACACUCAUGAUGCAGAAAAUUGAAGGUGCUUUAUUUAUGACAAAGACCACAAUUGCCACUGGCCUCAUCUAAACACUCCUUCCUAUCAAUAAGAUUAAAAACAGCAUUGCAUAGAAAAAGGAGCCUGUGAUAAGAUGACAUAUAAAUCACCUUUCACAUCAGGUGUUUCACCUCUUCAACAAUCAAGCUUUACUAGUUGACCCUACCAAGGAUGUAUUUAUUUUUGUUUGGCAACUUUUGCAAGAUACACACUGUCAAAAUCUCUGGUGCUUUUAGUCUGAUACAUAAGGAGCUAUUUUUACUGGAAACAAAGUUUCAUUUUUGGUGGCUUUAUUUUUCUUACAAAAAUUGUUGGAGAUGUAAUCUUGGCAUAAAACACUGACUUUGAAAAUGACAACAUUCACGGUGCUAAAAUGUGUGCUUAUUACCAUUUUUUUAAUGCAAGGCCUUCACACUAUAACCAUAACACACUCUACCAGUGACACUCAAUGACUCAUGUCAAAUGGACACUGAAAAUAAUAUCUGUCACUGUCAAAUCAUCGCCAUCAUAAUGGUUUUUGGCAAGUCAGUGUUUCUUAGAGCACUUUUUGAUAAGACUUAAAUGUUUUGGUAAUACCUUUAAAUCAUAAAAUCUGGUUAUACUGUAUUGCUGCAUUGACAGCAACGAAUUUCAUAGCAUCAGUGAACUUAAAUUGAUGAAUUUAUAACGGAGGGUUAUAUGAGCAAUCCAUGAAACAGCUGAGUUCAUGCAAAAAGAUUUUUUUUAACUAUCAUUGUGUUGGUGCUUCUUUCACUUUCCUGUCAUUUAUACUGUAAAUUGAGCCAUUCUAAUGGUGCAUUUUUAACAUUUUGAGGAAAAGAAUUUCCAUGUUUGUGUGAUUUUACUUUUUUCCAGGUUUUCUAUGUUGUCAACAACUGUUUUUAAUGUUCCUUACAAUAGGUUCAUUGAACAAACCUGGAUUGUGAAUAUUACAUGUAGUUUUAUGUCUGUUGUGCUUAGUAAAUGUGCUUUUUAUACACUGAGGAACAUGAAACAGGGUAAGCUCAGUGUCAGUUUCAGAGGGCAGCUGGCUUGCUGUGGGGUCUUUAAUUAUUGUAAGAUAAAAAGGUGAGAUUUGUACAGUAAAUUAAUUUCCCUUUUUGGAAUUACUGUUAUAGAUUUUGUGUUGUAAAGAAUGCUAACAGCCUAUUUCAUUGUAUUUCUUUGAGUUUCAACUGAUUUUAUUUCAUAAGGUGCUAUUCAACCUACUAGAAACAUACAAAUGUGAGACUCUUUGGGCAGUGAGAAGGCUUUUAAAUAAUGUACAGUACAAACCUGUCAUAUACCUCAAAACUAGUUUGGCAAUAGGAUUAUAACAUAUUUUUCUUUCUUCCUUUGUAUAUUACUUUCAAAAUGUUAAUAACAGUUAAACUUCAGGCCACCAAAAGGCAUAAAAGUUCAUUUCUUACUUUCUUAUCUAGUAGGAAGUAUUACCUGAACUUGAAUUUUGAUGUUACUGUAAAAUCAGGGACAUUUUCAACUAAUUUUGUGUACAUCUUCAUCGCCUGUACUCAUCUUGUCAUAAUUCUCAUUCAGGGACUUGCCAUUGCAUCCUGAAUCCCAAUAUGAUUCUUGUCUACUCCACACAGACAAAAGUUAUUUUGUGAGGAAACAUAAACUUUCCUGCAAUUCUUUACUUAUAUUUUAGCUAAUAGGAUGGUGGUAAUCUUUUAAAAGUAAUUUGAACAUAUAUGCACUGAGUUGAUUAAAGGGAAAGUAUGACAUUGACUAAGUAUAAAGUAAUGCAUUUGCUUUUGCUAUGAGACAAGACCAGGGCAAUGAUUAACGUAGUUGCACAUCUUUGUGCCUGUGUAUAGUUAAAUUUAUUUAUAACCACUAAGCAAUUGUAUAGUGAUUUUUCUUCCCUGUCUAUCUGAUUUAAUUAAUGCGAUAUAUAAUGGAAUGACUGUCAUGUUAUAGUAACAACUCACCCCACUCUUAAAACAUAUUCAUUUUCUGAAAGCACUUCGUUUCUUUUUCAGGAAAAAAAAAUAUGUAAUAAAGAAUUGCAAAACAUUUUAUUUAAACAGAUUGUAAAUGUGUUUUAAAAAAAAAAAUAAAUUAUGUCACAUUGUACAUACCAAGAAUUUGUAUUGCAGGAAUACAACUCAUUCUUUGAUGUUGAUGUAUGUUCUUCUUCUUCUGUCAAACUGACCCACAGCUCCUCUAUCAGCAAUCCUCAUCAUAUCUUCCUUCCAUAUCCAUUGACUGUUUCAGGUUAAGAGAAUGAUCAUGGUUAGAAUAUCCAGGAAGUCUUUGUAAAUACUACGCUCACUGUCACAGCAAUGUUUACAGUCAUAGUAUCCUGUUAGCUCAGACUUUAGAAGGUCUAGUUUUUUUUAACUGUUCCAGUUUUGUAAAAUAAAUCUACAUUUAAAAAAAGUUAAAUUUCAUUGUACAGGACCCAGCUACAGUAGCAGGUUGUGGUUGAGAAAGCCGAGGUGUCUAAGAUAUAGCGGGUUACAAGCAUAGCCAUACUUGAAGAUGCUUCAGAGUGUUUCUGAGUGAGUCAACAUUACUUGAAUGACUUUCUGGGCUUGACUAGUGCACUACAUGUGCUCAGCUCAAAGGUUAAGCUAGCAGUUGAUACACACUUGGUUUUUUUGCAGUUGGACACUAAAGAUAUAAAAAAAAAAAGUGCAACUUUUCGCCUGUCAUUUUAUUUUUUAAGGCUUUCCUAGUUCUCCUGAAGUUUGGUAUGCUACAAAAAAAUGGAAUUAAGGAUGGGUAUUAAUACUGUAAGUAUUGUAAUGUACUGAAUGCAGUUUAUUUGAAAGCUGUUUAUUAUAUCAUUCCUGAUAUUGCUGAGAUGUGGGUGUUUUUCUAAUAAAAUUUAUAUUUAUU